CAUGACCAUAUCCAUCGAUUUAGUGCCAACAUCUCGUUCACCCCGUGUCCGAGAGAACGUGGUCACGCCGCUAGCUCGUCGCGACAUCGGCAGCAUCUACUUUGACUCCUCCACGAACCAGUAGACAAGCGCUCCGGCAUGCCUUGGCGUGCUUGAGUUGGAAUCGCUCGUCACGACAUGUGCAUCCGGCACGAAAUCGCGUGCCCGUUCAACAAUUGCUGUCACGUUGGCGGGUGUGCAUCGGUCUUGCCAAGUCCACACCGCCGCGUGUGUUUGCAUGAUGCACGUCGUCCACUCGACGACCGUACCGUCGGCACAUGUCUCGCUCAACCCUCCGACGACGGCCGCCUGACGAUGCUGGCUCGUGUGCCACACUCGUUCCCUGGUGCGACCACGAAAAACGUCGCGGUCGGCAUUCCCGUGGGCAUUGCAUCCGUCAAACCCGAGCAAGUCGGCAAGUCGAGCUGGUUUUCCGUGGACCCAAGUCACAGUUCCCAACGGCACGUUGGCAUGGACAUCGACGCAGGACGCCACGGGGAUGCUCGCCGACCCACCCCCAAAUUCACUGUCCUCUACUUGUGAGGCCACAAUUGCGACCAACGCGUACCACACGUUCGUGAUGUCGAGCCGUCGACAAUGUUGAAAAGAGUACGAACAAUACGGCCGUGGCCAACGACGACUGGUCAUGCUGGUCGCUUGAACUUGUUGCCACAGGGAAUGGCUCUCGCCACCUGUCAAGGUCCAGAGGCGGCUCCUCAUGAAAUCAUGCGGACCAAAGGAAUUGAUACGCCCUUCUGACAUGCCCACCAUUCUACAUGGGCACCGCAUGAUGACCAACCAACGCCACGUGGGACUACAACGUCCACGAAAGUGUUGUCCGUGUUUGGGACCAUGCAGUCCUUGCUAUUGCAAACGACAUCCACAGCAUGUGUGGUUCCGUCUAGACUCGGCGACACAGCAACGUCGCCGCGCCUGGAACAGAUGAAUUCCUGGACCACAGCUCACGUCGUCGACUUCCCAAGUCGAUGCAACCAGCGAGCAAAGCGUCACGAUGGCCGACCGAGUUGCCUGGCGCCGUGAUCCCUCGCCAUUGUCGAGAAAACACAUCGCUGACCGGUGUCCGUGCCCUUGGCCCUGUUUUGGCUCUCCACACCCACCGCACAACGUCGCACCGAUCCCGGCAAGCGAACAGUGCGAGAUGUGAUCGAGUCAUCACUGCUGUCGCGGUGAACGUGUACUUAUGUUGCAAACGAACGACGGUCGUGGCCAAGACCAUGCAGCAUCGCCGUCGAUGCAUGGAGGCGGCAGCGAAGCCAAGGUUGCGCCGUGUGUUGGCACAUCGUCGUCCUGCAGCGCCAGCGCGUGGAUGUGAUGCUGAAUUGACUUGUACAUGAUGGUGCUCGCUAGUUCAUGGCACUUGGCACCUGAUGGCACCAUAUUCAGGGCAUGGGAAAGGUUUGAAGCUUUGGGGGUGUACUCAGAACGAGCACACCGCCUCGCUGUGCCUUGGGACGUGUCCUGGCAAGUCAUUGGCGCCUCGAACCCCUCGUCUGAUUCAUGCGUCUGUGGUGUGGUGUGCCGGCAACGUCGACGUCCACCUCUCGCCCGAGCGACAGACGGGACCAGUCGCCAUGGUCCGAAUUAUGUUGGUCAUCACUUGUGUAUAUCCGACCACCCCGACACAAUGCACUUGUUCACAGCAAUGGCCGCUCUCGUCGCGAUGGCGACGUCGACGUCGGCGCACUUUUCGAUUUUGCCCCCCGUCGCCGCGCCCAAUGCCAACACUGUCGCGGUGUUUCGCGUGGGGCACUCGUUCCCGGGGGCCGUGACGACGAACAUUAGCAUUGACAUUCCCAUCGGCCUUGCGUCGGUGAAGCCGCAACAGGUUGCGGGUUGGAAAGUCGCGCUCGACACCAAGAAAAUCAACGGCACGGACGCGAUCUCGCGGGUCACGUGGUACGAUGGCUCGUUGCCGGACGAAUUGUUUCAGGAUUUUGGCCUUCAGCUCAAGGUCGGUGACCUCGCUCCCAACACGACGCUGUACUUCCCCGUCACCCAAGAAACCACUCCCAAUGGCACGCUCGCGUGGACGUCGGUGCCGGAUGCAAGCGGCAAGUUGGCGGAUCCCGCGCACCCAGCCCCCAAGUUGACGAUUCUCCCAGCAACUUCUACACCCAGCUCGAGCAUGGCGAUGAAAAACAGCUCGGGGUCCACCCCCGCUGCAGCCAAGACGAGCACCGCCUCGUCGGCGAUGGGUGCAGGCGCUGUCAUGAUCCUGUCCGCUCUGUCCGUUUGCAUGUAGAGGGCCGUGGUAGUUGGUGUAUGAAUCGACCGUCGUCGUUUGUAGUGUUCGAUCGGCCACUCGUUGUUUGUGAUGCAUUUUGCCCACCGAGUUGCCUGUCCUGGGCAAGUCGUGUGGAUCGCAACUUCUUGAACAUCGACACGGUGUCGUGGGACAGGGGUGCUCAGCAAAGUCCAUCCGAGCACAACGGUCGCAUUGUCACGAGCUCGGUGCCAUGUCCACGGCGCA
Molecule: messenger RNA, 2530 nt
Organism: Aphanomyces invadans
Lineage: Eukaryota; Oomycota; Saprolegniomycetes; Saprolegniales; Verrucalvaceae
Exons: 1
Coding region: 1391-2302 (303 amino acids)
Source: RefSeq, a predicted model, not a curated record